AUGGCUGAUUGGGCAGAUGUUGCUGAUCUCCUGGGUGAAUUAAGUGAUAGCGAUGAUAAUGAUGAAGAAAAAAAGCUGAAUGUUGAAGAAACUUCUGGUAAUGAAACAUCAGUAUCAGAGGCAAAAGAGUCAGUGGGUUCGAAACGAAAACCUGACAAUGAUAUUGGUACGGAUGACGUACCGGUUAAAACCAGCAGAGGAGAACUAUCCAUUCACGCCAUCGAAUUAUUGGAUGACCCACUCUUUGGUUUACUGGAUCCUACAGACUUUACUGCAGUGGAUACUGUCUCGAAGAAAUCAUCUUUAGUUUCUUCCUCUGCUGCAGGUUCAUCGAAUUCGAAGAGUGGACUAAGUGUUCACUUUGCAGAGAAUGUCAAGAAUAAUGAGAAACCGUGCAUCAGGGGACGAGCAGAAGCAGGACCCAGCAGACAAGAUUCUCCGGAAACGGAAAAUUCCGAUGAGGAACAAGGUGAAACUGCUUUGCAGCCGAAAAAAUUAAGCAAACAAGAUGAAAUCUUGCGCCAAAAAAUGCAGAUAUUGGUUGCUAAUUUUUCCGCUGAACAACUGGCCCGUUACGAAUGCUUCCGACGCUCAUCUUUCCCUAAAAGUGCAAUUCGAAAACUUAUUCAACAGGCAACGGGUGUCACACCAGGACAUAAUGUUAUAAUAGCCGUUGCAGGACUUGCCAAAGUAUUUGCUGGAGAACUUGUAGAAGAAGGUUCUUUUCCUUCCACUUUUUUAAUAUUUGAUUAA
Acanthocheilonema viteae is the source of this 753-nucleotide messenger RNA. NCBI's taxonomy places the organism in Eukaryota, Metazoa, Nematoda, Chromadorea, Rhabditida, Onchocercidae. The record is from the annotation of a GenBank genome assembly.